Molecule: messenger RNA, 4886 nt
Organism: Bufo gargarizans (Asiatic toad)
Lineage: Eukaryota; Metazoa; Chordata; Amphibia; Anura; Bufonidae
Product: lamina-associated polypeptide 2-like
Exons: 2
Coding region: 1724-4588 (954 amino acids)
Biological process (GO): DNA recombination; DNA integration
Molecular function (GO): DNA binding
Source: RefSeq, a predicted model, not a curated record
AAAGCGGUCGGGAGCGCUGUGUGGUGGCCGCGGUAUCAGGGAGCCGAGGCCGCUUCUUCCGGGUUCGGGAGCUCUGGGAUCGGCUGCGGCUCCUGCGCUCGGCGCUCCUCCCGUUCGGCGUGCAGCCCAUGUGACCGGAAGUGCGGGUCACAUGGGCGAAAGAAAGAUGGCGGCGCCCAGGGAACGCCGAGCCCGGCGGAAUGCACGCAGGGGGGGUCGACUCUGCAUGGCAUUGAGUCCCCCCCCCACCUGGAAAUAAGGAGGCGGAGCCGCGCGGCAACGGGUGGACCAGGUAGGACUUAAAUUGAAUGUCAGUUUGCUGUCCAGGUGUGGUAUGGAGGUCCAGAUGUCAGCUAUGCAGGACACUAGCGCAGACAUCCCUACCCCGAGUCAUGGGGAGAAAGACACCACGGUUAAGUCGCUGGGAGAGCCUAAAAAGAAACCCAGAAGAUGUGCGCUAUGCUCAAAGAGACUGGGGGAGGCAUAUAUAAAAGCCCUGUGUAGUGACUGCCUAGCAAAGAUCCUCAGAGACGAACAAUCCUCCCUUCUGGCAGACCUGAGAGUGAUUGUGAAAGAGGAGAUCCAGGCGGCCAGCUCUAGUGUAGCGCAGAAACCCUGUGCCGUCUCCCCUCCCCCCAAAAGACCCCGUGUGCUCAGGGAGUCGGAUUCUGAAGAAGAAGGCUUAUACCUUUCAGAAGGGGAAACCUUAAAGGGGGACGACGAUCAGGGUUCUUCCCAUAUGGCCGACGAUCAGAGAAGAUAUCUCUUCUCACAAGAAGAUCUAGAUCCCCUCCUGUCGGCUGUAAGACAGACUAUGGAUAUAGAGGAAGAGGAGCAGACUCGCUCGAUACAGGACGAGAUGUUCGGCGGCUUAAAAGCUAGGAAGAAAAAAUUGUUCCCGGUGAACGAGAAUUUGAAGGACCUAGUCAUAGACGAAUGGGCUGACGCCGAUAAGAGAUUGUAUAUACCGCGGGAAUUUAAGAACAGGCUUUUGUUCAACCCGGAGGACACAAAACUGUGGGAUGUAGUCCCUAAAGUCGAUAUCCAGGUGGCGAAGGUGGUAAAAAGAACCACCCUCCCCUUUGAGGACUCAGCCCAGUUAAAGGAGCCAAUGGAUCGGAAGAUCGACGGUUUGCUCAAAAGAGCAUGGGAAGUUUCGGCCAAUAGCAUUAACACCAAUAUUGCUGCUACGUCCGUGGCCAGAUCUCUGUGUCUUUGGGUGAACCAGCUGGAAGAACAUCUUAGGCAAGACACCCCUAAGGAAGAGAUCCUGGCGUCAUUACCCCUAUUUAAGAUGGCUGCAUCCUUUGUAGCAGACGCCUCAGCAGAGUCCAUAAGAUUUGCAGCAAAAACAGACUCCCUAACCAAUACGGCAAGGAGAGCCCUGUGGCUAAAACCCUGGUCGGGGGAUAUAGCCUCCAAGAAUAAACUAUGCGCCUUACCCCUUAAAGGUUCUCACCUCUUUGGUCCGGUACUGGAUGAGAUCCUGGAGAAGACAGCGGACAGAAAGAAGGGGUUUCCGGAGGAAAAAGGAAAGAAACCUUUGCCCUUUCGUAAGACAACCAGCAGCUUCCAGGGCACUCCCAGAGGUAAAGGGAAGACUGGAAGGUGGAGCUACCCCAAAGGGGGAAAAGGUCGAGGUUUCCUUUUUAACCCCAAUUCCAAGCCUGAGAAACAAUGACGCCAGGCCAGUAGGGGGCAGACUCCAGUUCUUUUGGGAAGAAUGGACCAGGAUAACCAAAAACCAAUACAUCCUGGAAUCCAUCCGAACGGGGUUCAAGAUAGAGUUUCGCCUUCCUCCUCCUCAUCUAUUCCAGACCACAGUCUUUCAAUCGACCUCUCUGCAGGACCAGCUCCUGAGGGACAUCCAAAAACUUCUGACUUUAGGCGCAAUUGUACAAGUCCCUCCUUCAGAGGAGUUCAAAGGUCACUACUCAAAACUCUUCCUCAUCACAAAACCAGAUGGCUCCAAGAGAACCAUCAUCAAUCUGAAAUUUCUGAACAAAUGGAUAACACAUCAUCAUUUCAAGAUGGAAUCAAUAAAAUCGGCAAUUCCGUUGAUAAGCCCAGGGGCGUUCCUAUGCACCCUGGAUCUAAAGGACGCAUAUUAUCACGUCCCCAUUCACCCUCAUUGUCAGCAAUAUUUGAGGUUCGCAAUCAAGAAGGACGGAAGGAUUAUGCAUUUCCAGUUCCAAUGUCUCCCGUUUGGAAUUUCAUCAGCCCCACGCAUCUUCACAAAGGUAGUGGCGGAGAUAGUUGCCUAUCUAAGACAGAGACAGGUAACUAUAGUCCCCUACCUAGACGACUUUCUGCUUGUGGCAGACUCAGAGGAGGAGUUAGAGCUUCACAAAGGAAGGACUCUAUCUUUACUCACUCGUCUAGGAUGGAAAAUAAACCUGGAGAAAUCGGACCUACAACCAGCAACGCAAAAGAAGUUCCUAGGAACCCUCCUAAAUUCCGUGACCCAGUACUCUCUUCUUCCCCAAGACAAGCAGGUCAGCAUAAGGGAAAGAAUAAGAGCCUUCAAACUAAAGAAAAAACGGACUCUGCGGGAAGCCAUGCAGGUCCUAGGACUGAUGACCUCAUGCAUCACAACUGUUCCUUGGGCCCAGUUCCAUACAAGAACCCUCCAGGCGGAGGUCCUCGCUUCUUGGGACAAGGACCACAGAUCACUAAACACCAAGGUAUCUCUUUCAGACGGGGCGGUAAACUCCCUCUCCUGGUGGUUGGUAACAGAAAACCUGUCCCGAGGAGUUGCCUGGAACACGAUACCGCUCAAAACAUUAACCACGGACGCAAGCAGCCAUGGUUGGGGAGCCCACCUAGGGGACCAGUUCUUUCAGGGCAGUUGGUCCGACGCAGACGCCCUAAGAUCCUCAAACUACAGGGAAUUGAAAGCGGUCUGGGAGUCCCUAAGAGCGGCAGAACAUCUCCUCAUAGGUCAUCAUGUCCGAGUGCUAUCGGACAACGUAACAACAGUUUGCUACAUAAAAAGACAAGGAGGGACGAAGAAUCCUCAUCUCCAGGACCUAGCGAAUCUCAUCUUCAGCUGGUCAGAGGAGAAGAUCUUGUCCAUUUCAGCCACACACCUGAAGGGAUCUCUCAAUUACACAGCGGACUUUCUCAGCCGACAAUUAGUCAGGCCAGGGGAAUGGAAGUUGAACCAGGAGGUAUUCCAAAUGAUUUGCCAACAGUGGGGGAGACCUCAAGUGGAUUUAUUUGCGUCCAGCAGAAAUACUCAGCUGGACUAUUUCUUCUCGCUAGACCCAAGAGGAGGACCACUGGCGGUGGAUGCUCUUUCCCAACCUUGGGAUAUGAGCCUAGCCUACGCUUUUCCCCCACUUCUCCUCAUACCGCUAAUCCUGAAGAAAUUGAGAGGGUGCUCAUCCACGCUGAUCUUGGUAGCUCCAGCUUGGCCCAAGAGAGCCUGGUUUUCGGUUCUAAAGACCAUGUCCAUCAGGGAACCAAUAACCCUUCCAAGAAGACAAGACCUACUAUCACAAGGUCCUCUGUUUCACCCCAACCUGGACAAACUGAACCUUACAGCGUGGAUCCUGAGAGGCAAACCUUAAGGAACAAGGGACUCUCGGACAAGGUAAUUUCAACUUUACAGAGCUGCCGCAAACCUAUUACAAGAGCAAUAUACAACAAGAUUUGGAAAAAGUUCUCAUCCUGGUUGUCACAGAACCAGGCAGAUGCCAGAUCCCCCACGGUGGGUUGUAUUUUAGAGUUCCUUCAGGAGGGGUUUGAUGCAGGUCUGAAACCCAGCACACUCAAAGUACAGGUCUCGGCACUCAGCUGUUGUCUCGAUACUCCCCUUGCAGAUCAUAGGUGGAUUAGAAGCUUUCUAAAAGCAGCUUCCAGAUUGAGGCCCACUUUAAGACAGUCGGUUCCCCCCUGGAGUCUGAACGUAGUUCUAGAAGGAUUAUGCGAUCCUCCGUUUGAGCCGAUUGGGCAGAUAUCCGAAAAAUUUCUGUCUCUCAAAGCAGUGUUUCUUCUGGCUAUAACCACAGCCCGCAGGAUAGGGGAAAUCCAAGCCUUGUCAAUUAAACAACCUUACUUAAGGAUUUUGGAUGACCGCAUAAUCUUGAAGCCAGACCCAGCCUUUCUACCUAAGGUGGUCUCUGCUUUCCAUAGAGAACAAGAGCUAACACUCCCUUCAUUUUGUUCCCUCCCCAAAAAUAUACAGGAGGAAAGAUUCCAGAGGCUGGACGUUAGAAGAGCAAUCCUGGCCUAUCUGGACAGAACCAGUUCCUGGAGAAGAUCAAGUAAUCUGUUCAUCCAGUUCGGUGGGAAGAAUAGAGGCUUGAAGGCCUCAAAACAGACGCUGGCUCGGUGGAUUAAGGACACCAUCAGAGAAACAUACAGGCUGCAAGAAAUAGCCUGCCCCUUAAAUCUGAAGGCACAUUCCACGAGAGCAAUGGCAACUUCCUGGGCCGAAAGGGCCGACGCUACAAUUGACCAGAUUUGCAAAGCGGCAACCUGGUAUAGCUUCCUGACUUUUGCCAAACAUUACAGGCUAGACGUUUUGGCCGGACAGGACUUGGCCUUUGGGCGGAAAGUCCUUCAGGCAGUAGUCCCCCCCUAGGAGAUUCAGUUGUUAGUUCUCCAUGGGUGCUGUCAUGGAGGGACGUCCUGGAAAUACUGGUUUAGUUUACCGGUAAAUCCUUUUCCAGGAGUCCGACAUGACAGCACCCUGUACUACCCUCCCCGUUAUGCUGGUUCCAGCCUUGUAAGCAGUGUGAAUAUAACAUUGUAUUAAUAAAGGUGUUGGAUCCUAUCCGGUGUAGUAAUUUGGUAAAACACUGGAGAGUGGGAGGGGUGGGGGCCUUUUAAUCUCUCUCGCUUCCUGUCCCUACAGAGACCAAUAGGACAACCUCCAUGGG